GCGUGGAAGAGGCUUUUGCCCAAUCCCCGCGCGUGCUCCGCUUCCAAUCCUCCUCGCGGGGUGGCGCAGCCCACACCCGCCCCAACCCUAGCCGCCACACCUCUCCUUCCUCCCUCGCUUGACACCAUAGGCGCUGCACCCCCUCCCCUCCUCCUGCUCGGGCGGAUAGCCGCCGGCCGCCGCAUCCCUUCUCCCCCUUCCUCCUCCUUCCUCCUUCCCGCUGGCGCCCAUCGCCCUCGUCCUCGGACAAGGGGCCUUCCGCAGGGAUGGCCACGUCUUCAAACCAGGGGUAGAGGAGCAGGGGAGGGUCAAGAAGCCAGCACUGGGGGUGGAGCAGCCAGGCCAAGGAGGACCCAGGUGGUGGACGCGUCAUGGUGUUAAGGACAGGCCGAUGAUAGGGAUAAGUAGGAGGAGUGCCAUGGAUCUGCAGGGAAAGGAGGGCGAUGCCCUUGGCGGGUGUCCGAGCAGGAAGCCGGCGGGGAGCACAUCACCGUAGGCGUCAAGGGAGCCAUGGACAAGCCGCCAGGAGGAGAAAGCUCCUAGUUUGUGGAGGAGACUAUGUGACAGGUGUGUUUCUUCCUGUUUUUCUAACCCAUUUUCUCAUCUUUCCAUGACGACCUGCAAAUUUUUCAAGUUUUUCAGGUGGUGUUUUGGAAUCUAGAUUGAUUUGGUACUGUAUGUUGUGUGAUGUGCCCUUGCCAAGAAUAUUUGAUGUGUGUGAUGACACAAGCAAUUGUAGAGAUACAAACCAAGUGUAAUCAAAGAGGAUAUGGAUUCAGUACGGCCAUGAGUGAAGGAAUGUUCCUCCAAUUUGGAUCUUGGAGAAUGAUUUCUCAGUGUGGUUCAGGUUAAAUUGUUGUCCUACUGUUCCUGCUCAGCCUCCUAAUGUUCUAUGUCUUCGCCGCGCCUUCUUCCAGCUUCUCUAUUGGUUUUCUCUUCACACCGAUGCAAAUUACAUAUCAGGAGAGCCAUUUAUUAGAGGAUCUUCUAAAAGGCUUUUUACAUUUGGUUCCUGAUGUUCUGCUUCUCGGGCAGGCAGGGGAGGACGAGGCGAAGGGGGAUGGAGAAGUGGUCGAGCUGGAGGCGUACAGGCAGGGCACCCAGAAGACGGAGCUGUGCAACAAGUGGGAGGGCGGCGCCUGCUCCUACGGCGGC
This is a messenger RNA of Triticum aestivum (bread wheat), 1155 nucleotides long. RefSeq names its product putative zinc finger CCCH domain-containing protein 21. The record is from RefSeq and is a predicted model, not a curated record. Lineage: Eukaryota; Viridiplantae; Streptophyta; Magnoliopsida; Poales; Poaceae. Gene Ontology annotation, molecular function: mRNA binding; metal ion binding.